Molecule: messenger RNA, 793 nt
Organism: Paramecium octaurelia
Lineage: Eukaryota; Ciliophora; Oligohymenophorea; Peniculida; Parameciidae
Source: the annotation of a GenBank genome assembly
AUGUGGAGAUUUUAAUCAUAAUAACGGUACGGUUCGACUAAUUGGCUAACAUUAUAGAAUAAUCAGACCUAAAAUUCACUAGAACAAUCCAAGGAAAGGUAGUGUAAUCUCACUUAGAUUCCAUUUGCUGCCAAGGACAAGAAUAUAAUGAGAAAAUCUCCUGUUCACUAAACCCUCAGAUCAUUCAAGAAUAAAUUGCCAACUAACUCUAUAAGGAGUUUAAAAUUAAAAAGAACAAAGGGUUGGUUGGAGUAAGUCGAAUGCUAUAAUCUCAAUUAAGAAGCAGCAUUAAAAUGCAAUGAUUUUUAAACAUGGUACAACUAUGAUGUAAGAUAUAAUCUAAGAAAACGAUAAGCAAUUAAAAAGAUUCGUGUAACUAUACCAUAACAGGCUAAAGGAAAAUAAACGAUUGAAGAAUAACUUAUGAAAUCGGCUAUAUUAUUUAAUCAGCCAAACCUCAAGAAGGCUUUCCAAAAUAUAAAAAGAAUGGCAACUCUUAAUCCUUCAAAAAAGAAAGAAGCUGGUAUAUUUAGAGGCUUCAAGGAUGAUCAAGAUAAUAUCCAUAUUCAUUCAGAUACUGAGUAAAAUCUAUUACAAGAUUUAGACAGAAUUUUGCAGAGAAGUGUAUAUCAGACUCUUACACCCUAUAUCGUAGAGAUUCAAAAGCUAUUAAAAAUUCAUAUCAAAGGAAGUACUGUUUAAGUUAGAUAAAUUUAGUCUAAUUUAGGUUGUUUAAUUUGUGGCGAAUAUGAAAAUGUUGGAGAAAAAAAAGAUGAAAUAUUAUGAUUAUUGA